Messenger RNA from Elaeis guineensis (African oil palm), 1881 nucleotides. RefSeq lists its product as uncharacterized. The record is from RefSeq and is a predicted model, not a curated record. Lineage: Eukaryota; Viridiplantae; Streptophyta; Magnoliopsida; Arecales; Arecaceae.
ACGCUUCUCUCCUCAUUCCAUCUCUCUUCUUCUUCUUCUUCUUCUUCUCUUCUCGCGUUCUCGUUUGUUGUUUAAAAAACUUUUGUUGUAUUUAUUAUUAUUUUUUUUUUGUUGCUCAUCUUCUUCUCUCCAUUUCGGUUGGGAUCUGAAACCCCCUCUCCUUGCAAACAGGCGGAAAUCCAUCCGAUCAAAGCGGUUUCGAUCUCAGAGCGGCCCAGAUUCUAAGUUCCCAUUUGGCGUCCAGCCGGAGACGAGAAGGAGGUGGCAACGAGAAGAGAGAGACGUGUCGUGGAGUCGAAGGGAAGACCGGCUUUCUUACGGGAAAAAAAAUUUGGAGGUAGAGGAGGGUAGGCGAUGUCGUCGUCGAACUCGCCGUGCGCGGCGUGCAAGUUCCUGCGGCGCAAGUGCACGCAGGGAUGCGUCUUCGCGCCCUAUUUCCCACCGGACCAGCCGCAGAAGUUCGCCAACGUGCACCGGGUCUUCGGAGCGAGCAACGUCGCCAAGCUCUUGAACGAGCUCUCGCCGGCGCAAAGAGAAGAUGCCGUGAAUUCGCUCGCUUACGAAGCCGAGGCACGGUUGCGCGACCCGGUUUAUGGCUGUGUUGGCUACAUCUCCCUACUCCAGCAUAAGCUCAAGCAGGUCCAGCACGACCUCUACAAUGCUAAAAAGGAGCUCUCCGCCUACAUUGGCCCGGCCGCCCUCGGCUCAUUCCUUCCCCACGCCGGUCACCAUCACCACCACCAGGCCGCUCUUGUCGGCGGCGCCCACCACCAUCACCAGUAUCUCCACCUCCAGGGGGCUUCACCAUCGUCAGCGCCGCCCUUCGGGGUUCCGGGAAUGGGGAUCGGGAUGGGUCUUGGUUUGGCUGCCGGCGGGGGUACCGCUGCAUCGCCGCACCAUGCGCAGAUGCUGAUGAGGGAGCAACAACAGCAGCAGAUGGCGGAGGCGCAGCAGAUGGCGGUGGCGGUGGCCGCCGUUCGAGAGCAAGAGAUGCUGAGAAGCUACGAGCAGCAGCAGCAAGAGUUCGCAAGAUUCGGCGCUGCGUACGCCGCCGAUGGCCGAGGUUUUAAUCAGAUGGUCGGCGGUGGUGCGACGGUAGCAGUGGCCGCCGGGCAGCCGUCAGCGCUGGCGCUGGUUUCGCCGCAGCCAAUUGAGACUACUCCGUUUCUAGUCCAGCAGCAGCAGCCACAGCCACAGCCACAGCAGUAUGCGGAACAGCCACAGCAGCAGCAAAGAGCUGGGAGUGAUGAGGGGAGGAGAGGUAUCGGUCCAUCGUCUUGAAGAAAGAGUUCAAAUCUCAGCUAAUUUAGGAAGAAGGCUAUUGUACUACAAUUUUUUUAGGCAAUUCUUCUGAUCUUCCCCCUCCACUCCUGGCGAAUGCUUGAGUGAGUAUUCUCCUUCCUCAAAGGUAUAAGCACUUUAUCACCCUCUCUAAUAUCCAUUUGUUUUUUCGUGUUUACCACACUCUUCUUAUCGAGUUAAGAGAAAGGGACAAAAUGUUAAGGUAGUAUGAAGUUCUAAACUCCAUUUUGGGCAAAGCACGAGCAGGCGAUUUUGAUGCAUUCGAGUGGUGAGUUGAAGUAGGGAAGUACAUGAAUGCGCUCUAUAUAUGGAUUCAAGGACUGCCUUGGUGCUUAAAGGCCAUCAUUCCCUCACUCUUUCUCAUAUAAACCAGUCAGUUCUUGUGGUACAGGAGUCUUGGCUUUAUUAGGUGUAGCAGUGUUGAAUUCAUAAGCUGACGAUUGAAAUUUUUAUACGAGUGGAUCUGGUGGCAGGGCCUUUCUGCAAUCAAAGUGAAGAGAUAUACACUUGGCUGGAAAAGUUGAUAGAGAUAAACAGAGAGAGAGAGAGAGAGAGAGAGAGAGAGAGAGGAGGAAGGGA